AUGGCAAACCUUUAUGUCCCAUCGUCACUAACGAUCGAUUGUCUUGAAGAAAUAAUUCAUCAUUUAGUGGAUCAUCGUUCAUCACUAUUCUCAUGUUUAUUGGUAAAUAGAUUAUGGUGUAAACUAGCGAUAGGAUUACUAUGGAGUAGACCAUUUGAAUAUCAUAUUAAUGUUAAAAGAUUUUCUAUGAUCAUUAAAACUUAUAUUUCAUGUCUUCCCAUCGCUGAGAAGCAAAUGCUUAGAUCUAAAAACAAAAGAAUUUUACCGGAAAUACCUGCAGAAAGAACUCUUGAUAUAAUGGAUCAGAAAAAAGUAUAUUCAAAUAAGGAUCAUUUAUUAUUCAAUUAUCCGAAAUAUUUACGAAUAUUAGAUUUAUCAAAUUUUCAGAAUGGGGUAAAGCAAUAUCUUACCACAGUCAACAUCGAAAGUUAUCAAUUAGUAUCUUAUACUGUUCAAAUAUUAGUAAACUUUUUAAUUCAAUCCACAGACACUCUCCAUCAUUUAGUAAUAAAUAGUCCUAUAAUGCGGUUAUUCUUUGACAUUACUUUACUUCCAAACAUUGAUAAAAUAAAUCAAAAACUUUCUUCAAUUUCAAAAAUAGAUUUAUUCCUUCAAAGAAAAGAUACACCAGAAACUCAUCAAGGAUAUAUAAAACUUGUUUCUCAUAUAUCCAAACAUUCCAGAAAUUUAAACAAAAUUUCUAUUGUUAAUGAUUUUCAAGAUUGUCAACCAGAAAUUUUACGCCAUAUAUUUAGAUUAAUUGAAAUUCAAAAUUAUCUUGAAGAAAUUACUAUUUGGGAAUUUCAAAAUCCUUCAACUUGUCAAUGGAUUUAUACUGCUUUAAAAACUCAAUCUCAUUCUUUAAAAUAUCUUGGAAUUAAAAGGUUUAGAAAUUUUUCAAUUUUUUUAGAUUUUUUAAAAUCUUGUAAAUCUUUAAAAUCUUUAGAAAUUUUAGAUUUUUUUGUUGAAGAUGGUUAUACACCUUUUUAUAUUCCUUUCAAUUCUACAGUUUCUGAAGAAAUAAAAUUAGAAAAAUUUUCUUGUUGUGAGAAUUAUUCAAAAUCUUCGGUGUUUAGUUUAACAAUGACAAUAAUUAUUCGUAUGGCAAAUAAGAAUUUAAGAGAACUUAUAUUAGGGGAUUCUACUGAUGAAUUAAUAGAAGAAAUUCAACAAAAUUGUCCAAAUAUUAUAAAGCUUUCUUUAACUUUAUAUACUACUUCUUUUGAAAAACUUCUUCCUUUAUUAUCUUCUUCAAAACUUGAAUUUCUCUAUUUAGAAUCAAAAUUUGAUAGUUCUGCAUUAACUCCUAAUUUUAUGCAAAAAUUAGCCAUAUCACUUCCGAAAACUCUUUUACAUUUGGGAAUGGAUCUUGGAAUUGUUAAUGAAGGAUUACGAUUAUUUUUUGAAGAAUAUGGAAAUUGUGGUGUUGCUUUAUAUACUAUAGAAUUAUAUAAUUAUUUAUUAGAUGAUAGAGUUUUAGAAUCUAUCACUAAAUAUGCGAGAAAAGUUGGUGGUUUGAAAAGGUUAAAGAUCAGUGAAGUAAAUACUAAUAUUUCGGAAAAAGGUUUGCAAGAAGCAAAAGAUGUUAUUUCAAGUGUUGUAUUAUUAUAA
Dentiscutata heterogama is the source of this 1611-nucleotide messenger RNA. The record is from the annotation of a GenBank genome assembly. Lineage: Eukaryota; Fungi; Glomeromycota; Glomeromycetes; Diversisporales; Gigasporaceae.